AUGUCAAGUAACGAUUAUAUUCCUGGUGCUCUUACGUCUCUUCUGGGAUUGGGAGAAGUGCCGAAGAAGAGUAAGAGAGAUAAGAGGAAUAUCCCAGAAGCCGAUGCUGAAGAAUCAGUGGCUUCCGCUCUGUUUGAAAAGAGUACUUCAAGUAACAAAGUAGCUACCUUUUGUAGGAAAAGGAGCAAACAACAAAGAUCUCCAGACGAAUUGGCACGGACGAUCUUUGUCGGCAAUGUGCCGGUGUCGACUUCGAAGAGGGAUCUUAGAAAAUUUUUUUCUAAAUUUGGUAUUGUAGAGGCAGUACGUCAAAGGUGCAUUAUUCCUUCAAAUGGGAAGACUUCGAAGAAGGUUGCCGCUAUGAAAAAAGAAUUUUCUUCAAACGUACGGUCACUUGUCUUUUAUGUGAAGUUCAAAAAUCAGGAAUCUGUGGUUGAAGCUGUUAAAGCGAACGGAGAGAAAUUUGGUCCUAACUCCUUGAGAGUCGACUACUGUGAUGGGAAGAAGGAGUAUUCAUCGCAGUCAACUGUCUUCAUAAGCAACCUGCCUUCUCUUGUUAGUGAAGACGACUUGUCAGAGUUCUUUACUAUGGCCGGAGAAGUAUCCUUUGUACGGGUUGUGCGUGAUCGUGGCAGUGGUUUGGGAAAAGGCUUUGGUUUUGUCGGCUUUAAAGAUACUUCUUCAGUUCCAGUUGCAUUAAAACUGGACGGCUCUGUAUUUCAACAGCGAAACAUUAGUGUUAAAAAUAUUGAGAAGAAAAAGGUAUGUAUAUGA
Messenger RNA from Enterobius vermicularis (human pinworm), 774 nucleotides. Lineage: Eukaryota; Metazoa; Nematoda; Chromadorea; Rhabditida; Oxyuridae. The record is from the annotation of a GenBank genome assembly.